Andrographis paniculata is the source of this 794-nucleotide messenger RNA. Its product is annotated as major strawberry allergen Fra a 1-2-like. Gene Ontology annotation, cellular component: nucleus; cytoplasm. The record is from RefSeq and is a predicted model, not a curated record. The coding region runs from base 135 to 617 and encodes 160 amino acids. The transcript has 2 exons. Gene Ontology annotation, molecular function: signaling receptor activity; abscisic acid binding; protein phosphatase inhibitor activity. Gene Ontology annotation, biological process: abscisic acid-activated signaling pathway; defense response. Lineage: Eukaryota; Viridiplantae; Streptophyta; Magnoliopsida; Lamiales; Acanthaceae.
UAAUCUUUCCAUGAACGACAAUAUAAUUCUUCCUAUAAAUUGCUUCAAUCCUUCUUCCUAUUUACUCAAAAUCGAAUUCCUCUAGCCAUAAAAAUCUAAUCUUUACUAUUAUCAAUUAUUAUUCAAGAAUUAAUAUGGGCGUAGCAAUUUUCACCGACGAAAAUAUUUCAUCCAUCGCUCCGGCGAGGAUCUUCAAGGCAUCGAUCGUCGACUCGCACAAUUUGAUCCCGAAGCUCAUGCCCCAAGCAAUUAAGAGCAUAAAUAUUUUGGAGGGCGACGGCGGAGCUGGAACAGUUAAGGAGAUCAACUUCGCUGAAGAAAGUCCUUUGAAGUCUAUCAAGUACCGUAUAGAUGAGCUCGACGAGAAGACAUUCACCUACAAGUACACAUUGGUGGAAGGCGACUCGUUGGUUGACAAACUUGAGAAGAUAUCCUAUGAAGUUAAGUUUGAGCAAUCGGCUGAUGGUGGAUCGAUUUCUAAGGUCACGAGCAAGUACCACACAAAAGGGGACUUUACUCUGAAAGAAGAGGAAGUCAAGGCGGGCAAGGAAAGGGUAUUGGCGAUGUACAAGGCUGUCGAAGCUUAUCUCCUCAAAAAUCCCGACGCCUAUGUUUAACUUUGCAUCGAUGUCGUCGCACACACACACACACACAUAUAUAUAUAUAUAUACACACUAUACUAUUGUUGUCUCUUUUUUUGAUGUUUUGUGUGUCUUUGCUGGUUGCUACGAACUUGCCUUCUGUGUGGUGAGAUCACUAAUAAACUUAUUGUGUAUUGAAUAAAAUUAUCGUAU